Molecule: messenger RNA, 2082 nt
Organism: Oldenlandia corymbosa var. corymbosa
Lineage: Eukaryota; Viridiplantae; Streptophyta; Magnoliopsida; Gentianales; Rubiaceae
Source: the annotation of a GenBank genome assembly
CAAGAAACGUAUUAUAAAGUUAAUUAAUAAAUAUAUGUCUUUCUACUAUAUGCUGCUCCGGCACUUUUUGAUAGUCAAACUCCUAACAAACGAUAUUACUAAUUAAAUGUACACGUUGUCACAAGAAGAAAAAAAAAGGGUAGAUUUUCUUUGUACACACUUUCAACAUAUAUUAAUACCCGGAGCUUCUCAGUACUUUAGAUUCCGGCUAAGUAAUCAAAUCAAGUAGCAAAAAUGGAGUGGAAUUGGUACCAAUUCGUAUGGUGCAUUAUUAGCUGUUUGAUCCCAGCAAUACUCUUCAACCGCCGCCGCCUCAGCCGUCAAAAGUCAAACAACAAGCGGCUGCCACCAGGACCGCCGGGAUGGCCAGUGUUCGGUAACAUGUUUGACCUCGGUGACAUGCCACAUAGAACCUUAGCAAGACUGAAACAAAAGUACGGUCCCGUCGUUUGGCUGAGGAUCGGAGCAAUCAACACCAUGGUGGUGCAAAGUGCCGAUGCAGCGGAGGAAUUCUUCAAGAAACACGAUGUCGUCUUUGCCGAAAGAACAGUGACGGAAGUCAUGAAAGCCCAUGAUUUCUACAAAGGUUCGGUGGCGAUAGCUCCCUACGGAGCUUUCUGGCGCGUGAUGAAACGCAUCAUGACCGUGGAGAUGCUGGUUCAGAAGAAAAUUAACGAAACCGCCCAUGUCCGGCGCAGAUGCAUUGACCACAUGUUGACCUGGAUCGCCACAGAGGCUGACGCCCCAUCAUCAUCAACAGGAAUUCAAGUGGCAAGGUUUGUGUUCCUUGCAUCGUUCAACAUGCUUGGAAAUCUGAUGCUUUCCCGGGAUUUAGCCGAUCCGAACUCGGAGGAGGGAUCGGAAUUUUUUGCGGCCAUGGUGAGCUUGAUGGAGUGGGCUGGUCAUCCCAACGUCGUUGACUUGUUCCCCUGGCUCAAGUGGCUUGACCCACAAGGACUCAGGAAGAAAUCCGAUAGGGACAUGGGGAAAACCAUGCAGAUCGUCUCCAAAUAUGUAAAGGAGCGAGUUGAGGAGCGACGUCGACGACAGGGUAAUCAGGGUGGCCAAGAAAUAAGGAAAGAUUACUUGGAAGUAUUGCUGGAUUACGAAGGCAAUGGAAAAGAUGAGCCCGACAAAAUUUCAGAUCACGAUCUCAAUAUCAUUGUCAUGGAGGUGUUUCUGGCAGGUUCAGAAACGACGAGCGGGACAACCGAAUGGGCCAUGGUUGAGCUCUUGAGCAAUCCAAUAGUCAUGUCUAAGCUGAAAGAUGAACUGAACGAGUUAGUCGGAGUUGCUAACAAAGUAGUAGAGAGCGACAUUGAUAAUCUCAAGUACUUGCAAGCAGUGGUGAAGGAAACACUUCGAUUACAUCCUCCAAUUCCUUUCCUAGUUCCCAGAAGAGCCACUCAAGACACUAAUUUCAUGGGUUACGACAUUCCUAAGAACACGCAAGUGUUUGUGAACGUUUCGGCUAUUGGAAGAGACCCGGAUGGUUGGGAGGAUCCGGAAUGUUUCAAGCCGGAAAGAUUUUUAGGCUCGGGGAUUGAUUUCAAGGGAAAUCACUUUGAGCUGUUACCGUUUGGUGCUGGACGAAGGAUUUGUGCGGGUAUUCCUUUAGCUCAUCGGAUGCUACAUCUUGUAUUGGCAUCUUUGGUUCACGAAUUCGAUUGGAGCGUUCAUAGUAGCGUUGCUAAUAAUGUUAGAGACACGAAGGAGAGGAUGGGUGUAGUUGUCAGGAAAAUUGAGCCCUUGAUUGCAAUUCCAACACCCAAACAAUUGGCCACUUGAAGCCAAUCUUUCAGCACAUAUUACUUUGAAAUGCUUCAUCACAAGCACUUUCAUAGCAUAUACAAUAUAGUUGAUUGAAAUAACUAACAUGUACGUUUUUAUCAUGUGUAGCAUACAAUUACAAUAUCAUGAUGAUAUCAUCAUAUGACCUUAGUUUGAAUUUAACUUAUGAUCAACCUUACUAGUGCUUUUUUUUUUUUUUUGUCUGUGUUGAUAUAUGCUAAAUUAUAAGGUAAAUAAUAAUAAAUACCAUAUCACGAAGUAGUAUAAAAGUUGCCCAAAUUCCAAUUAUGU